UCUGGACGAUAAGGCAGUGUUUCACAAUCGAGUAGACGGCGACAGGUGAACAGGGUUUUGCCAACGCCCCGAUCGGAUCGUAAGAGUUAACUUUACUUCAGUCUUAGCUGAGCGGCUCGCUGCAACGAACGUGUUUUUCUGCCUGUGAAACGAAAAACCGAAUUACCAAUUAAGUGAGAAAUCGAAAUCGAGUGAAAAUGCGCUUCAAACUGUUUGUGGUUUGCGCGCUGGCCUGUGGCUUUAUGGCCUAUGUCCUGGCCAACGAGAAUAUCUCCACGGAGGAGCUGGAGGAUCAGAUCGUUAAUGCGGUGCCCGAACCUGUGAAGAAACCUGUUACCAAACCCAAGCCUCAAGCGGAAUUUGUGGAGGUUGUUCCAAAGGCCACGCCCGUUGUCAAAAAAGUGGAAGUGGAGGAAAAAACGAAGACCAAACCACUGGCCCUUCAGAAACCCACACUGAUUCCGGUGGUUCAUGUAACCAGUCGAGGAACCGAUGAUAUUUUAACCGUGGCCGGAUUGAAGCCGCAGAAAAUGUUUGGAGCCCUUAUAAUGCCAAAUGACUAUAUGGGAGAGCUGGGAUACGACGUGGACAAUAGUGGCUAUAAUUGGGAUCCCAAUAACAAUGUGGCCCCUCCAACCACGUAUUCGGUGGCAGCUGGAGGCUAUACCAUCACCCCCGCCCGAUUGGCGGAACUCAGGAGCACCUUCAUGUACUGGUACUUCGACAAGGACAUGUACGGAGGACGCGCCGACUACCAGUUCGACAUUCACGCCUCCAUGACACAGCUGCACAAGAAUCUUAACUUCCAACUGCCCUUUUACGGAUUCCGCUUCAACUACACGAGGCUUUCCCUUAAUGGAUACUUGGAGUUCUCGGACCCGCCAGAGUACCUCACCUAUCCCCUGGUUUUCCCGAUCAAGGACUGGCCCAUUAAGAACGAUCCCUCUUUCAUGGGUAUCUUCUUCAGCAAGUGCAGAGUGGGUCGAAUUUAUCCAUCCGAUAUUGACCAGCGAACGCCUGGCGUGUACUUCCGAGUGGAACGUGAUCUGAUGGGACGUACGGACCGAUUUGGAGUCGAGGUACGCGAACGCACCAUGUGGGACAUUCGACAGGGAGUCGUGGGCGCCGAUACCUUCAUUCCCAAGCACGUGGUGAUCGCCACCUGGAAAAACGUGUCCUUCGCCGGCGGCAUUGAUAACUCCCUCUACACGACAAAUACCUUCCAAAUGAUCCUGGCCACCGAUGAGGUCUACACCUAUAUCAUGUUCAACUAUGCUGUUCUGAACUGGCUUUCGCACACUGAGGCCGGAGGUGAUACGACAAAGGGCGAGGGCGGUGUUCCUGCAUAUGUCGGAUUUAAUGCGGGCAACGGCACUCAAGCCUAUGAGUACAAGCCGUACAGCCAGAACAUGGUGAUUCGAGACCUGGCCAACAGAGGUUGGGCCAAUGGAUUCCCGGGUCGUCACAUUUUCCGCGUGGACGAGCAGAUUCUAAUUGGGUCCUGUAACAAGGAUAUCGAUGCCGCCCUUCUCCCAUUGACUUUUGCCCCCGAGUCUGGCAACAUGCUGGGAGGUCAGGUGGUGAACAUCACUGGUCCUUGUUUCGACCCCUCGAUUCGCGUAACCUGCCACUUCGACACGGAGUCCGUGCUGGGCACCUAUGUAGACCGGAAUCGAGUGAUCUGCGUGCAGCCUUAUUUGAAGGCCGAGGGAUAUAUUCGCUUCCAGAUCUCCGUGGGAACCCAGAGAUUUAAGUGGCGUGGAAAGUACUUCGUGGAGACUCCGGCUGCGGCCACCGAGAAGAUCUUCUUUACCACGGACGAUGUGCACAAGAAGAAUCCCAGCGAGAUCCGCAUCACCUGGACCCAGUACAAUUUGACCUCGAACGCCAAUGCCAAUGUGAUGAUUUCGCUGUGGGGCUACCGCGAAACGAAAAUCGAACCGCAGCUGGAAUAUAUAGAUGUGAUUGAGGCCUCCUACUCGAAUACUGGCAGUUACGUAAUCACGCCCUCGAAUUACAUUAAUAGAAACAACGUUAACCGCGACAUGCAGUUCGGAUUCCUCCAGAUCAAUCUCACCCAGCCCGACCAAUACUCCGGAUUGGCCAUCAGUCCUGUGCUCUGGUCCCGCCCCAUUCCACUGGCCUGGUAUAUGGCGCCCCAAUGGGAGCGACAGCAUGGAAAACGCUGGGCGAGAGCUCUCUGCGAUAAUUGGAUCCGCGCCGACCGAUUCCUCAGAAACUUUGCCGCCGACUUGCCACUUUGUCCCUGCACUUUGGACCAGGCUGUCUUGGACAAAGGACGCUUCCGGCCGGAUCGCGAAUGCGACAAGGACUCGAACCCCAGUUGCCUAAGGCAUCGCGGCGCCAUCCACUGUGUGGUCAGCGGAACGCCAGUUGCCCAAGGAGCUGAGCAGCAGUGCUGCUACGAUCGCUAUGGCUUCCUCAUGCUGACCUACGACCAGAUGUGGGGCUCCCGUCCCCGGCGUGUGCACAAUCUGGGCAAGAUGCCCUGGAACGAGGCCAGCAAGGUGCCCUCGCUGUCCAUGUGGUUCCACGACAUGCGUCCGUUCUACUCCUGCUGCUACUGGCAGGAGGAGCAGGCGGUGGGCUGCGAGACGUACCGCUUUGAGCGUCGUCCUUCGCAGGAUUGUGUGGCCUAUCAGGCGCCGGGCAUUGCCGGAGUAUUCGGUGAUCCCCACUUUGUGACCUUCGACGGACAGGCUUAUACCUUUAACGGGCUGGGAGAGUUCGUGCUGGCCCGCAGCGUGGAUGAGAGCAAUAGGUUUGAGGUCCAGGGACGAUUUGAGCAGCUGCCAACGAAUUACUACGGCGAGGUGAAGGCCACUCAGUUGACAGCGGUUGCCAUGCGGGGCAAUACUACCACCACCAUCGAGGUGCGACUUCGUCCUUUGCACGCCCGCUGGCGGUAUCGCCUGGAUGUCCUGGCCGAUGGUCGCAGGGUCUACUUCGAUCGCGAGAGCCUGAAGUUCCAGCAUUUCGACGGUGUUUCCGUCUACACGCCCACUUAUCUGCUCAAUCAGUCACAAGUGGUGGUGCAGUUCGAUGCCGGAAUCGGAGUGGAGGUGGUCGAGAACGAGGGCUAUAUGACGGGACGCGUCUUUCUGCCCUGGAAGUUUAUAAAUAAAACAGCCGGACUGUUUGGCAAUUGGAGCUUUAAUAAGUUAGACGACUUUAUGCUGCCCAAUGGCCAAGUGGCGCAACUCAAUCUGAAUGAUUUGCGCAGCAUCCAUACCAACUUUGGACUUAAGUGGAUGCUCACGGAUCGCGAGGUUCCUGGAGUGGGAGCUGCUCUCUUCACCCGAGAGUUCGGAAGGAUGUCCAGCUACUAUGCAAAUGCCACCUUCCAGCCCAACUAUGUCCUUGAUCCGGCAGACUUCCUGCCUACGAAUCGGACCUACGAUUUGGAGAGAGCUGAGGAGUUGUGUGGUGAAUGUAUGCAGUGUCAAUAUGAUUAUGCAAUGACCCUAAAUCGAGAUUUGGCGCACUUUACAAAGAACUACUAUGACACCAUAGUCAACAUGCAGGCUGAAAAUGCAGUGCGUGUCGUGUCCUGUGGUGUGUUGCAAACCCCUCGUUUCGGUCGAAAGUUGAGCUUCGAUUUUAUGCCAGGUGCCAAGGUGUCCUUUGAGUGCAAUGAGGGCUUUAUCCUGGUUGGAGAUCAACGUCGCGAGUGCCUGGCCAACGGCCUGUGGAAUGUUCCUGAAUAUGGGUACACCGAGUGCCUACGUGAGGUGUACUACACGCGUCGCGUCGCUUUCAUAGCAAUUGGCAUUAUCUUCCUGGUCAUUUGCCCAUUGAUGCUGUGCAUCGUGUGCGGAGUGUAUCGCUAUCGCCAGAAACAGCUGAAGGAGGAUCCCCAGUGGCAGAUGCCCAUGCUGCCCCGUUCGCGGGCCAGUUCCGCUCGCAAUUUGAGGACCCUCAAUUACGACGAUGACAGCGAUACGGAUGCCAGCACACUGAAGAAAAGUAGGUCCUACGACAAAGUAUAUCGCACGAACGAACCAUUACCGGGCAAACCGCAAAUUGAUUUUCCAGCUAAGAAAUGGGAUCUGGAUGAGAACGACGAGGAUGUGACCUCAUCGGAAGGUAGUCAAAAUAGAAACAGCUCAAAGUUAGCCAGGGACAUUUCCUACAUUAAUCCGAACGUAACUACAGGUGAGAAGCCGAAGCAGUUGGGACGCCGAUCUCUGCAUGCCUCUGGUGCGGAUUUGCAUGGAUCUCCGGUGGAUCCGGAUCAGCACCCCGAUGAGGAUGAUGACUUUGACGAGGCGGAUGUCCAUACGGGCACCACUCAUCCGGCAGGAUAUCACCAGCCUUUGUCGCCGGAGGAGGCGGAUCAGCUGCAUCGUCAGCAGUACAGCCCCACUUUCAGCGGCUUGGAUAGUCGCACAAGUGGUGCCAGUUCCAUAAACUACACUCCCCAGGCGGCGACACAAAAUCGCUUUGGUGGAGUGCCGGUGCUGCCCAGCAAUACCCAGUACUACAGUAGACCCCCGUCGAGUGUGACCGCCGUUCCACUGCGCACAGCACCCACGCCUCUAACGCAGGAUAGUGGUCUGCCAUCACCGCCCCUGGCCACCUCGCCCACUCCCUCGGUGCAAAAGUCCACUGAGGUUUAAGGAUCAGAACUCAGAUCGCGAUCCAAGUAGCUGAAAAGUUCAAAUAGGAGCCACCCCAAAUAAUAUCUAAUUUUAAGUACCUUUCAUUGCCGAUAACGCUGAAAAUCACCCACCUGUCCAUGAUGUUUUCUUUAUCUGUACUCUAUUGUUUGCCCAAGGCCAUGACCACAUCAAAUAACAUAUAUAACAUAACAUGUAUUUAAUAGUCCAAGCCCCGAGCCAAAUCCAAAAACACAAAUCCUUGUACAUUAAGCAUAAUUCGAAACAGCCAAUUCAUUUGUACUUACUUCGGCCCAGGUACACAAUCAUCAUUUUAUAUUGAAUAAAACCAAAAAACAAUUGUUUAUAAUAGUUUACUUGUAAUGUUCUUAGUUCUCCUUGCAGCCUUAUUCGAUAAUGCCAAUUGUUACAUGAAAGUUGACACUUCGCAUUGUUUUUUUUGUUUGCUAUUUAACUGCCUGUCAAUUUUCUGUAAUAGUUUGCAUGAGCAGGGGGAUUGCAUUGCCACCUACACUAG
Drosophila gunungcola (fruit fly) is the source of this 5157-nucleotide messenger RNA. RefSeq names its product protein mesh (gene mesh). Gene Ontology annotation, biological process: cell-matrix adhesion. The coding region runs from base 198 to 4640 and encodes 1480 amino acids. The record is from RefSeq and is a predicted model, not a curated record. NCBI's taxonomy places the organism in Eukaryota, Metazoa, Arthropoda, Insecta, Diptera, Drosophilidae. The transcript has 14 exons.